Acromyrmex echinatior (Panamanian leafcutter ant) is the source of this 2856-nucleotide messenger RNA. RefSeq names its product SH3 domain-binding protein 5-like protein. NCBI's taxonomy places the organism in Eukaryota, Metazoa, Arthropoda, Insecta, Hymenoptera, Formicidae. The record is from RefSeq and is a predicted model, not a curated record. Gene Ontology annotation, biological process: intracellular signal transduction. Gene Ontology annotation, molecular function: protein kinase inhibitor activity. Gene Ontology annotation, cellular component: cytoplasm.
UCGCUCAUUCCCUUUAUGUCUUCGUCGGCUCCAGUCGGUUCCGUCCACGCCUAGAGAGCUUCGUUGACGUCAAGUUUCGUCGUGGGAGUGCAUUAUGCGCUCGUAAUUAGGUACUGUACGCAGUAGCUUGCGAGGGUGUCGCGGGAUGUAAACAUUCGUGUUGCAACGCCUGAGAAGGAUCACGUCAAGAAAGGAGAGGAAAGCAGAGAAGGCCUCAGAUGUGAGAUUUCGCGACUGGGCGAUCAUGAGUUGACACGUCGUCCCCGACGUCGCACCAGCGUUAAAUGCCGCCUGCGCCAGCCGCAGGAUGGACGUCGCGGAGGACGCCGAGGCUGCGCUGGAUCCGCGUAUUCAGAUUGAGCUAGAGAACUUGAACAAUGCAGCAGAUAAUAUUAAUAAAUUGGAGACUGAAUUGGAUGAAGCACACACUGCUUUUGGACAACUUCUUUCGGAUACAACAAGAAGGCUGAAAGAAAUUACGGAUAAACUGGGCACUAGCUGCAUCGAGAAGGCAAGAUGUUAUUACGAAGCACUGGAGUUGGCUCAUCAAGCUCAGGUGCAGUGUCAACAACAGGCGCAGCUGUUUCAAAGAGCCAGCGAAAUUCAUGCAGCGGCAAAAGAAACAGUGGCUCUGGCUGAAGCGCGAUUCAUGUCUCAUCAGCAUGAGUGGAAUUUUGACCAGGCAUGGCAGGAUAUGCUUAAUCAUGCGACUAUUAAAGUCAUGGAUGCGGAGAAUCAAAAAGCGGAGUGCGGUCGAGAACAUCAUAGAAAAGCGAUGUUAUUCCAUGACGCCGAGAAGAAGCUACUUCAAUUGGAGGAAAAACACCGACAUGCAAUAAUAAAAGCGAAACCGUACUUUGAGAUGAAGACCCAGUGCGAUCAAAUGUUAGCUACGCAGAAGGAGAGAGUAGAGUUCCUGCAACAAGCUGUUAAAGAAACCAAACGUAAUUACGCAACAAGUCUUCGAACGUUGGAAGAAAUUAGUAAUCAGAUUCAUCAGCAACGAAGAGAUUAUGAUAUUGUGGCUAAUGGACCGCGAGAACCUGGCGUCGGUGCCGAGCUUAUUGGUUCAGACACGCACCAAAAGUAUAAGAGCGAGUUCAACGAUUCUGAUAGUCGUAAAAUAUCUCCCAUUAGAUAUAAUAAAAACGAGAAUAACGAAAAACUACAUGAUAUCGAGAAAUCUUGUUUAACGAAGAACGACAUGGAACAUCUUGAUAAGAGAUCCGUUGACGGUAGCGAAAGCAAGUUCACGCAAUGGGAGCUCGAAUUGCAAACCAGUAUGGAAAAGUUAAAUCGUUUGUCGAUCGAGAAUUCGUUGUGCAUUAAGAAGCGCGACGCACAAAGUUCUUCCGAACUGCAGGAUGCAGUUAAAGUCAGCACCGGAACGUGCUAUAAUUCCUUAUCUGAACUGUCUAACACGCGUACUUCAAAUCAAUUUACAAGAUUAAUUGAAAGUCCGGGGACUAUCGAAAGGGACAGAUUUAGCGAUAGACCGCACUUGCUAAAGUCAUGCUCGACGAUUGAUUCAACGACAGCGAUACGCGGUACAUCAACGUUGACGAAGAGCAAUAUUUCAAAAUCGUUGAACAAUAGUCCAGUAAAUAGAGGUACAUCUAAUCUCGAGAUCACUGGUUCAGCGGGAAGCGCAAAUAUAUCGAAAUACGUGCCAAACAAAAUCUCUCAAUUCAAUAUUAAGGAUAGAAAAACGCAGAGCAGCUGGGACAUUAAUAUCCCUUAUAAUGCCAAUGUUACGAAUAAAGAAUCUGAAAAAGAUAGUUAUAGUAAUACAAACGAUACUUUAGUCAAUAAGAGCCACAUACAACUUACGAAUUUACAUGUCGCGCAAGUUUCUAAUAUCGAGUUCCUGCCUAAGGAAUCUAGUUUAUCGAGACAUCACGUCGUAGCAGCUCCCGUUGUCAGCCAGUAUUCGAAGAGCUCGCAUAGUGAUGUUGCAUUGUUGCAGUCACAAUCUAGCUCUAAUUUGCAAAAAAGUGCGCCAUGCAGUGCCAAUUCCAGUCCGAUAAAAUUAAAGAAUUUAUUAUUAUCGUCUGCCAGAUCCUUGGAUACUGGAAGUGCGGACCAGCUCGACAAAGGUUCAAUUUCCAAGAGGUUUGCGAACAAAACCACCAGUAUUAAAGAGUUACCGUUAUUAUCGCUCUUCAGACAAACGUCCGCGUUAUCGGCGCUUAGAGGUAAGAGUAGCAGCAUGAUCAAUUUGAGCGGUAAACAAAACCUAAAGACGCUGUUGGAAAAUUCUCAUCUGAGUAAUAUACAGACGAUUAGCGCGGAAAGAUUAGCGAACGUGAGACACAAGCUGGUCAGCGAUUGUCCAGAGACAAAGACGGGCGAUGUUAAAAAAUAAGUACAAGAAUGCGAUAAAAUAAAUCGCUUAGGAUAAGUGAUUUCUGCGUUUAACACGUGUGUAGAGAUUUGUUAAUGUCGUUCAUAAAAAACUCUGAAAUAAAAUGUUGUAACGGAAGCAAUGUAGCUUUAACAACAAUCGUUUUCGAGGAGUUACAAAAGAUACUGUAGGUUUUGCUGCAGAUUAUUCAACAGCUGGUUAUUAAUAUAUGCUGCAACGUUAAUUAACGAUAUGUAUUAUAUAAAUCGUCGCGAAUUAUUUAGAUAUUAAUAGUUUAUUUGUAUUAAAACGUAAUCACAGCAUUGCGAUCAAAGAAUGUGAUCAGGUAUCAGCACGAUUAAUUAAAUAUAAAUCUACACUCACACACAGUUUCAAUUAGGUAUAUACCUGCUGUAAAAAACCGACCAGGCGAUGUACGCAUCGUAUCAUUUACUAUUUUCUAAUCUUUUAAUAUGUGCUUUUUUAAUAAAACACGUGUUUCUUAAUAAGCA